AUGCAGUUUUUUCAUCAUCAAUUUAAUAAUGGUUCAAUUAUAUCCAAUAAUGGUGUCAAUAAUAAUAAAAUGCAUUCGUCUCGUCAAUUAUCUAUCAUAGAUGAUGGUCCAUUACGUAUUCAUAUUGGAAAUAUUCCAUUUAGUUGGUCUGAUAAACAUUUACGAGAACAAUUUGAUAUUUUUGGUCCAGUUGAUGAUGUUGAAGUAGUUUCAAAUGCACAAGGAUCAAAAGGCUUUGGAUUUCUUACAUUUCUUCGGCGACGUGAUGGUGAACGUGCUAUGCAAGUUAAAAAUGGUACAAUUGCUGACGGACGAAAAAUAACAGUCUCUUUAGCCGUCGCUAAAAAUCAUCCAACUUCAUCAUUAUUAACAACACCACCACAAACACCUGCUCGAACAGCCUUUCGAUCUCUUUCGACAAAUCGUCCUAUGCCAUUAUUAGCAACUUCAUCAUCUUUGUCACCUGAUGCACCAAUGUGGAUACCAUUAACACCACCUUCAUCAACUACUUGGCGUUUAUCUCCUGAACCACGAUUAAAUGAAUGGAUGAAUACGUCUCCAACUUCAUCAUCUAGUCCAUUGUCAAUGCUUUUUCCACCAUUAAUUUCAUCACCAUGUGUUGAAUGGUCAAUUGAAAAUGAAAAUAUCAAUAAUAAUUGGCAAUCAAUAACUACUGAACCAGUGAUCAAUGAUAAGAAUAGUUGCAAAUAUUGUCCACAUUGUGGUCGUUCAAUUUAUUAGUAAGUUUAAUAUUUUUCAAAAUUUGAAUUAAUAUAUUUUCUUUAGAAUUCCAAAAAAAAAAUGAUUCUUUUUCUUCAGAUAUAUUAUUGUCAGUAUUUAGUGUAAUAGUAAGAGCUUGUUUGUUUGUUUUUUUUCUCUCACAUUUCUGAAUAAUAUUGUAUCUAUACAUCAUUUGCUUUGGUUUGCUUUGUUUUGUGUGUGUAUAUGUUUGUUUUCUUCGAGUGCUAAACUUCUAUUGUUGUUUUUUUCUUGCUCUAUGGUUUGAACAUGUACAGCGAUCUUUACUUUUUCCCGUAUUUUUUUUUUGUUAGUUUUUUUGGUGUGUGUUGUUUUUUUGAGAGCAGGUUCUCUCUGUAUUUUUUUUUUCCUCUUAGACUCUUGUUGCUUUGUCAGAGCGAUUACAACUUAUGUAUUAUUUAUUCAUUAAUCAUUGCUUCUUUCAAAAAACAAAGAAUAAAAAUUAGAAAGGAUAAUAAUAAUUAAGACUUGUCAGAAUAUUUACUAGAGAGAGAGAGAUUUUCUAAUUGAA
Rotaria sordida is the source of this 1270-nucleotide messenger RNA. NCBI's taxonomy places the organism in Eukaryota, Metazoa, Rotifera, Eurotatoria, Philodinida, Philodinidae. The record is from the annotation of a GenBank genome assembly.